Galeopterus variegatus (Sunda flying lemur) is the source of this 412-nucleotide messenger RNA. Its product is annotated as protein TSSC1-like. Gene Ontology annotation, biological process: protein ubiquitination. The transcript is spliced from 3 exons. Lineage: Eukaryota; Metazoa; Chordata; Mammalia; Dermoptera; Cynocephalidae. The annotation marks the transcript as partial. The record is from RefSeq and is a predicted model, not a curated record.
GUAUGGAUCAGAAAGAGUUCCAGUUCGGAAGCGUUUGCUGCGGAGAGGGAAUGAAUGGGCGCUGGGAAUCCACCUUCGGAGGUGGGGACGGGCGGGCUGUAGCGAGAGGGCCUUAGCGUGUGAACGGCCGGGCUCGGGCCUCCUUUCCGCAGCAUGGAGGACGAUGCGCCGGUGAUCUACGGGCUGGAGUUCCAGGCACGUGCUUUAACACCUCAAACCGCAGAAACAGAUGCCAUUCGGUUUUUAGUUGGGACGCAGUCUCUUAAAUAUGAUAAUCAGAUCCACAUCAUAGAUUUUGAUGAUGAAAAUAACAUUAUAAAUAAAAACGUCCUCCUCCAUCAAGUGGGUGAAAUCUGGCACAUUAGUGCCAGUCCUGCAGAUAGAGGUGUGCUGGCAACCUGCUACAAUAAAA